UGACAGCCGGCGAGCCUAUGAAAGUCUUGAGUCUGAGUUCAGUCCAGGAGAGACCAUGUCCGCCGUCAUAGGCGAACUAUACGCACCUCUACUCUCAUUUAAAACUAAUUCUCCAUGAAAUAACAGUAACGUGGGGCCUCAAGGAUGGCCAACUCGGGUGCUGUUCAGGUGAAACUAGAACUUGGUCAUCGUGCCCAGGUCAGAAAGAAACCCACUGUGGAGGGCUUCACUCACGACUGGAUGGUGUUUGUCCGAGGACCAGAGCACAGCAACAUUCAUCACUUUGUGGAGAAAGUAGUUUUUCACCUGCAUGAAAGCUUCCCUAAACCAAAAAGAGUGUGCAAGGAUCCACCGUACAAAGUGGAGGAGUCUGGAUACGCAGGCUUCAUCUUGCCUAUUGAAGUUUACUUCAAAAACAAGGAAGAACCGAAGAAAGUUCGCUUUGAUUACGACUUGUUCCUCCACCUGGAGGGCCACCCGCCUGUCAAUCAUCUCCGCUGUGAGAAGCUCACCUUCAACAACCCAACAGAGGAGUUUCGUAGGAAGCUCCUGAAAGCCGGAGGGCAACGGGAUCCUCACAAACGAAGUUCAGAGGACUCAAAAGCAGGUGAUGGUAAUGCAGGAGGGCUCCACUUCCCUGUUCGGCCAGCACCUGAAGCUGCCUACACUUCCCAACAGCUUGCUGACAUCCACCUUCUCCGACCCAAAGAAGAGCAAAAGCAUCCAUGGGUCAAAGGUCAGUGUUUCCAGGAUGGCUCCAGAGGAAGCAGUACUACCCUUCUGACCACCACCGCCACCACCACCAGCUCCAACAGCAGCAGCUUCUCCAAACUCCACAAACCCUCCAAGGACCACAAAGACAAGCCUCCAAAAGACUUGAAAGAGCCCAAAAGUGCCUUCAGAGACUCUGGCUGGGAACCCAGCAAAGCCCCCAAAGAACCUUCCAGGAAACCCAAAGAGAACCAGCCACUUAGAGAUAUCAAUCCUAAAAUGGGCUUCAAGGAACCCAAGUCUCUGUCCAAGGAGCAUCGGACUGAGGGGACGACUCAUGGGUCAGGGCUAAACAAACGUCUGUCCACCCCUGACUGUGACGAUCACGUGACCAAAAAACGUAAGAAGGGAUUUGUGGAUUCAUCAGGAAAGCAGAUGUCAGGGUCAGAUGCUCAACAUUCGGAUAAGAAACUCUUGAAGGAUAGAUCACAGAUGCGAACGAGCAAAUUGCGACCAGAAGGUGACGAGGCAGAGUGCAGGAAGGUGUCGACACUUCCGCCAUUCCAGGAACUGGUGGACCCCAAUGAUUCUGAUAUGGAGGACCAGUCUACCAAGUCAGAUUCUGAACAGCCCAGUCCAGCCAGCUCCAGCUCCAGUUCAGGCUUUGCUCCCACGCAGCAAAAACGACAAGUGGUGGACUUCAUCAUCAGGAAAAGGGUGGCUAUUCCUGCCACCACCCACACAGUGCUGGGCCCGUUGCAGUCAGUCAUGCAGGAUCUGCACUCAGACGACAACGAUGAAGAUUCAGAGGACGACGAUGACCAUGACAUGGACUCUGACGUGGAGCGACCAGCACACACACAUCUCACGCACCACCAACGCAGAGUCAGUUUAAGUGAUGGCAGUGAGAGUGACAGCUCCUCGCCCUCACCCCCACCCCGCAAUGAAGCCCCACCCUUAUUAAAGACUACUAAUAACCAGAUACUGGAAGUGAAGAGUCCCAGCAAGCAGAGCAAGCAGGACAAGAACAAAAGCCUAGAUUGUGACAAGGCUUACCUGGAUGAGCUGGUGGAACUGCACAAAAGACUGAUGACACUAAGAGAAGGUCAUAUACUGCAACAGAUCGUGAACCUCAUUGAAGAGACCGGACACUUCCACAUCACAAACACUACUUUUGACUUUGACCUUUGCUCCUUGGACAGAAGUACAGUAAGAAAACUGCAGAGUUACCUGGAAACCUGCGGACUGUCCUGAGGCUCUGAGCAGCUGGCUGCUGGAUCUCCGUCUCCACGUAGACUUUAGAUUUUUCUUAAAUGAACUCCAACUUUGGAUGCAAUGCAAAAGCACCACUGUGGCUGGGUCCAGUUGCUGUGUGUCCAGCCUGCUGGUUGGACUGGGCUCUCUGAAGAAGAGGUCAUCCCGCUACAGAAACUAGAGCCAGGUGUCGUGGGGAUGAGCCCUGUCGAUCAGGAGAUCACCCAGAAAGCCUUGAAAACGUCGCUUGAUUUAUGGAAAAAUACAAGUGGCGAAUGGCGACCUUGUUGCUCUUAAUGAAUGUGCAUAUUGUUACCAUGUAUGUUUCUUGAUUUGUUGUUCAUUGUGACAAAUGCAUGGUCAGCAUUGCCUUACAACAUUGUAAGUCUUAUUUAUUGAAUUUAAUUUGCAGGUGUGUGUGUGUGUGUGUGUGUGUGCGCGCGUGUGUGUGUGUAUUUGAAAUGGUAAAAAAAAGAAAAACAGCAGAAUGACACUUUGUUGAAGCACUAUACAACAGGUAUAUCUUUGAAUCUGUGUGACAGUUGAGCAUUACUACGACACGAUAUGUCACUGACUUGAAUUGAAAUUUAAUGUCAUACUGAAUCAUUUCAGUGGGAACAAAAAACUGCCACACAGAUGUGAAGUUGACGCUUAUACAUUUUUAUUCCAAUCCAUAAGAGACAUAAUACGUGUGUGUGUGCGACAUUGUAGGAAAAUUUGGAAUCUGUUUUGUUUUCGCAAUUGCUAUUCAUAAAGGUACAACCUAUACUGUGCAAAAAAACUGCUUUCAACAUCCUUGCAGAAGCACUCUUAAAUCGUGUGAGGUCAGUGUAUGUGAGAAUCCAGGUUAGAGCCCUGGCCAGUCCAUGAAGGGGAGUGGUUUUGACUGGAUCGGGUCUGGAUCGGGACUAUCACGACAUAAAAAGUCUAAACAUAGCUGCUUUAAAUCCCCACAUUUUGGCUGUGUCAUCUUAAAGAAAGCUUGCUAUUGAAUUUGUUUUCAACAUGACUUGCAAACCAUUAGACUAAAGUGUAUAUCUGUAUUCCACAUGCAUAAAACAUUUAACUUACAUUGCACACACAGAGAUUGGCUUUCCAGCUUUAAGAAUUGGAGCCACCACAAUAUUUCAUACAAGUGCAACAUCAUUUGGCAGUUUUUUAUUCCCAUAUUUUGACACUGUAUAAAGUAAGACAUAAGUGGCUGCUGGAGUGAGCUGAGCACAAAUCACUAAGGUGAAAGUUCUCAUGAUACAAUAGAAAAUACAUUUUUACCAAAUCCAGGAAUAAUGUGCUGCAGGUUGGCCCUGCCGACCAUCAUUGGCUUCAACCUAAAGAAAGCUGUUGUGUCGGCUCAUUUUCUGCUACAGGGCCAAUGUAACAAGCCAAAAGCAUAUUUAAUAGAUUCAGUUGGUUUAGGAUACUACUAAUGUUUGUCUACCGAAUAUGAUUUAAAGGAAGUCGUUAUGUCUUUGCCAUCGGGGGAAAUGGAUUUGUAGACCAACUCCCUUUUAUGAUGUCAGAGUCAAGAAAAGACAGCUCCUGUGUUCUGCAUUUCUGAAAUGUGUGAAAUGUUUUGGAUAAAUUUAACACAUAAAAAGCCAGUGGGAAUUUUGGCUGACAGGUACUGUUACGGGUGUAAGAAAAAAAGAUCUUUUAUUUAUUUUGUGGGAGUUUGAGUUGUUAAAUCAAAGCUCAGCAUUAAUUUUCCAAGGAGAAUGCCUUUGUUUGAUUUGUAACAGAGGACACUUUUGCCAGUCUGAUAAAUUAAAGUUCAGGAUGGUAAACCGAGGUGGUCCUUUCCAAAUGACCUUAAAGGGUUUUUCUUACCCUGUGUUCUGUCUUAUGGUUUCUUGUGUAUUUUGAGGACAUACAAUAAAUAUUCUGUAUGCUGUACAGAUGAGUUAUUAA
Siniperca chuatsi (mandarin fish) is the source of this 3873-nucleotide messenger RNA. RefSeq names its product MLLT3 super elongation complex subunit (gene mllt3). Gene Ontology annotation, cellular component: super elongation complex. Gene Ontology annotation, biological process: regulation of DNA-templated transcription. The coding region runs from base 145 to 1965 and encodes 606 amino acids. Lineage: Eukaryota; Metazoa; Chordata; Actinopteri; Centrarchiformes; Sinipercidae. The transcript is spliced from 14 exons. The record is from RefSeq and is a predicted model, not a curated record.